GCGCCGAUGACGCCUGCCUGUCGAUAGGAGGUGGAGAGAGCGCGGCUCAUUGCUCAUUGUUUAAUGGCAAGGCUUUCUGGUGGAAGAUUGAGGAAGGACAGGAUGAUCCUAUAAGCAUGCAUAUGUCGUUGAUCACAGUAUAUAGUGGAGGAGAUAGAAGGCAGCCUUCCCAUCUAUACAAUUGACAACGACUAAUCAACUACGAUCCAACCUCACUACUCACUCAACAACAUCUAUCCCUGGCUUUAUCAAUCAACAAAGUAAACUAUUGAGAAAAUGUCUCCAUCACGAACGCCAGGGGCAUGGAAUGGAGCAAAUGGACCAAGAAUCCUUACUGAAGAACAACGACAAAGAAAGCGAGAAAGGGACCGUGCUACCAAAAGAGAAGAAAAGAUCAAGAUCCAGCGACGACUACAGGAGCUCGAACAGACCAAGGAAUACGCCACUCGACGAAUUCAAGAGCUAGAAGCACAAGUCGAAACUCUUCAAAAGACAUGCCGUUGCAGGGCAGGAAAUACUGGCGGGAGGAGUCAGCGCGGCUCUCUCAAUCACAGUGUCACGAUACAGUGUAGCCCAUCAACACUUGUGCCCCCUUCGUCACUUCCCUACGAAGAAAGCAACGGAUCCAUAAGUAGGUUUCAUAAUUUGUCACUCGUUUAGCCUAUCCUCUUCCCAACGCAGCUUCUAACUUUGUCAUAGUGGCGAGCCCACUUCAUUCUGAAUACAGCAACGAUGACUAUAGCCCUGGGUACAGCGACUUUAUUUAUGAAAGCAAUCAUCCCAGUCCACUUCCUUACAGAGUUUCAACUGCUCCACAAACUUAUACCACCGCUACUCACUCCACACCCAGCACGUGGAGCAUUACACCGCAUACUCUUUCUGCGAGUGCCCACCCAUACUCUUCGCACAGCUCUUCUGCUGAAGAAUCAAAGAGUGUACGUUAUUGCUUAUUCCUACGAAUGGAUUACAAACCCAAAGACCCAGCUAACAUGAAGUUACAGUACACUGCUUGGGACAGCCGUCACUCAGAGUCGAGAAGCUCCUAUAGCUCUUACUAAAGACUUUAUUGGAGUGGGAACUUUCUGUUAAUACCUCGAGGUUGCUGGGUAUUGUGUAUCAGAUCAGGUGAAAGCGGAAGAUUUGCCUCAUCCAAUGAGAUACUCUGUAAUGAAUCACGAAGAAAAAGCAAUCGAAAUGGAAUAUGGCGUUUUGUAAUAGGAUUCAUUCUUAUCCAGCAUGUAUUUCUGGUAAGUUCAUCAUUUUUGACUCCAGGGUGGUACACUAAAUAUCGCUUGACUGACACAUUAUCCAGUACUAUAUUUUCACAGUUCACUUGCCUAGUGACAACGCAACCCACAAAGUCGAAAUAAAACAUCGGCUUAAAAUGCGAACUUGUGGUACACUUUACUUUUCUGUAAGUGUACAGUACCUCUUCACAUCUCCCGAGUUCAAGCGAGUAAAUUGCUAAGCGAAGAUUUUCAUAGUUAAUGGCACAAUUUUUCAAAGUACUCACAUCUUCCAAAGAACAUACACAAACACAAAAAAUAUAUGGCCGAUUCAACUACAACAAGAAACCUUCCUGAAUUCCAUUUGAGCUUCUCACCCUUCACAUCUCUUUUCCAUUGCACACGUGUCCAUGCAUCAGCUACACCACAACUACCAAUAGCCAAGAACACGAACCUCGUCAGAAAAAAAGAAAAGAAAAAAAAGAGACCGAAUAUCUCCUUUCAACGUACACCUACACCAACUGGCCCUGAAAUACGAGUGGAUAUUUUGCGCUUACAUCAGCCGAUACGUCGAGUUUCUUCUUGCAUCGGAUUGGAUCGGCCCUACUCAGCCCUAUUGAGGGGUUGCAGUACAUACUGUACGAGUACAGCUGAAAUAAUGACGGAGAUGCCCAAAGUAGACCGGUAGAUGACGUGCCUGCAGGGCUGCAACUGAAAAAGAAGGGUGAAAACGCUGUAGGAAUUCGCACGAUAAAUUCUGGAACUUUUUGAAUUUUUCACCAGACGGAUGGAACUGCGAUAGAGUCCAAGCGCAUUUAAACGAAUGAGUUGGAGGAAGCGAGGUGACUGAGAUUGAGAUCUGAAUACAAGAACGCCGAAAAUGCAACGAUUGGUCCGUUGGAACUGGCAGAUUUUGUUUGUGUUAUUAUUACCAUUUUCUCUACGCCUUUCCCUAUGUCUUUCUUUUGACCUGCGCGUAUAAAUCUCCCCAUUUGGGCUAGGGGAUCGAAGGAUGAUUAAAGGCUGUGUGUGGGGGAUUAGGGGUGGUCUGUAGGAUUAAUAGGAGUUGGUGUGAGCGUGAUUGAUCUUGGUGGUUGGUGGGUUGACUUGGGGAUGGGGGGCUGUACUGUACGAUGGACAAAGUACCUAGGCAACAGUCCAUCUGGAAUCAUUGGAUGAGGGAAUUUGCGAGAGUAUGAACUAGUCUUUUGUUAUUGUUACAACUAUCAUAGAUUUCUUUCUCC
Molecule: messenger RNA, 2470 nt
Organism: Hymenoscyphus albidus
Lineage: Eukaryota; Fungi; Ascomycota; Leotiomycetes; Helotiales; Helotiaceae
Source: the annotation of a GenBank genome assembly